This is a messenger RNA of Alternaria incomplexa, 801 nucleotides long. RefSeq lists its product as uncharacterized. NCBI's taxonomy places the organism in Eukaryota, Fungi, Ascomycota, Dothideomycetes, Pleosporales, Pleosporaceae. The transcript has 3 exons. The record is from RefSeq and is a predicted model, not a curated record. Bases 1 to 801 code for a protein of 266 amino acids.
AUGUUCGAUGACCUCAGGAUCGAUACGCGUAGUACCUACCAGGGUGGACCUAAUCAGUGUUACUUUAUUAACCAUAAAGACGGUCCGGCAGUACGGCGCGAUAAUCAGGGAGAUCUUCCACCCGUCAAGCAGCAGUGGUAUAAAGCCAACGACCAAUACUAUCGUGUCACCAACGCCGAGUUCGUAAUCGGCGUAAACCCAGCAUCAGGUCUCAUUGCAAUGACCAAUCGUCAGAGCCCCGCGACCAGCGCCGAAGCCCUCUGGGGCCUCACCAACCCUCCGCCCAACGAUGAGCUUCCCGCACUGAAAUCGAGCUCUGAUAUCAUGUGGGGACUGUGGAAUUUGGCGAGUCCGAACAACGUGCGCGGCAUCAAGUAUAUCCUUAGUACGCCUGUUAUAAACGACGAGACGGUCGCCAUAAUCAAGAAGAUCUUGGAAAACAACUGCCUCGAUUUGGAUGAGCUGAUGACCUGGUCGGGCUGCGAGUUUGGGUCAGAUGAGCCGGAAUAUCUCGCUUUGCUCGGAUCACCGAAUGGACAAGCCGUUGGGUACUUCCUGGCGCAGCACAAAGCCCAGCUCGGCGGAAAAUAUGUGUCGAAAAUCAAUAUCUUCAAAGGGGAUGAUCCACAUAUGGUAGCCGUCUGUCUCCUUUUUACGAUCGAUGACAGGGCUGGAGCUGCAAGGGCCGCUAUCGGGGAUGAGUCGAACGGCAAGGGUCGCGUCGACAAGGCGGUAGUCGUGAAGCGAGUCGACUAUGAGAAGAAUGUUGUGAGACGGCACAUUGUGUGGGCGAAGUUAUAG